Messenger RNA from Drosophila elegans, 756 nucleotides. RefSeq names its product accessory gland protein Acp29AB-like. Bases 1 to 756 code for a protein of 251 amino acids. Gene Ontology annotation, molecular function: signaling receptor activity. The record is from RefSeq and is a predicted model, not a curated record. NCBI's taxonomy places the organism in Eukaryota, Metazoa, Arthropoda, Insecta, Diptera, Drosophilidae. The transcript has a single exon.
AUGUUCCGGCUUUUCACAUUUUUUUUGUACGCAUUCCUUGCAUUGGAGAUAUAUGGAGCAAUAGCUAAAUGUAAGGAUCCGGUGGCAUCCGUUUGUAUCCUGGAAGAUGCCCCAACGCAGUGCGGGUCGUUCUGUGUAGCCGCUCUGGGACCCCUAUUUAAUAACUUGAGUACGCUCACAAUUAUCUCAAAUGAAACCCAGGCAAGAUUGGACAGAAUUGAGACUCAACUGGCCACUCUGCUGGAGUCUUUGGAGAAGAAGAUCCUGCAGGACAACGAUGACAAAUCAAGCAGGAGAGAAAAUCAAACAGUCCUAGAAAGUGCACUUCAAGAGGUGCCGGAAGGACAGUGCCAAAUUAAAACAAUCGUCACGCAGAGGUUUGAACUAAUUGGCCUGAGAUUCUUUUACAUUGAGGAAAGUAAAUUGAAUAAACAAAAUUGGACUAAUGCGGUUAAUACAUGUCGCCAGAUGGGCGGCCAGCUAGCAUCCAUUGCAAGCCAAGACGAGUUCAAUGCCAUCAACUCGAAACUCGAUCCUGAGUACUCCUACUGGCUGGGUAUCGACACUCAAGCGAAUAAUGGAGAUUACGUAUCUGUAGCCUCUGGCAGCAAAAACUCCUUUUUAAAGUGGUCAGUAGGUGAACCCGACCUCACGAAGAAGUUUCCUCACUGCGUUUCCGUGUUCGACAAAUUCAUGUUUAUCGACGAAUGUGACAGAAGAUUUCGAUUUAUUUGCCAGGCAGAUGAUGAGGUCUAG